This is a messenger RNA of Acanthosepion pharaonis, 1653 nucleotides long. The record is from the annotation of a GenBank genome assembly. NCBI's taxonomy places the organism in Eukaryota, Metazoa, Mollusca, Cephalopoda, Sepiida, Sepiidae.
AUGUUUCUCUUUUCAUCUUUCACUUUUUCUCCUCCCCUUCCUCCAACACACACUCAAAAUCUUCAUGCUCACCAACAUGGAUUUGAAGUGAAGUUUCUGGUUUUUCUUCUUGACUUCUCUUUUUUUGUUUUCUUGCUUUUUUCUUUCUCUUCUUUCUUUCUUAUCUUGCUUUCUUUCCUUCCUAUUUUUUUUCUUUCUUUCCUUCCUAUCUUUCUUUCUUUCCUUCUUUCUUUCCUUCAUUUCUUUCUAUCUUUCUUUCCUUUUUUCUUUCCUUCUUUUCUUUACUUUGCCUCUUUCUUUCAUUUUUUCUUUUCUUUCUUUUCUUUCUUUCUUUCAUUUCUUUCUUUUCUUUCUUUUCUUUUUCUUUCUUUCUUUCAUUUCUUUCUUUCAUUUCUUUCUUUCUUUCUUUUCUUUUUCUUUCUUUUCUUUUUCUUUCUUUUCUUUUUCUUUCUUUUCUUUUUCUUUCUUUUCUUUUUCUUUCUUUCUUUCUUUCUUUCAUUUCUUUCUUCAUUGCUUUACUUUCCUUCCUUUCUUUACGUUCCUUCCCUUUUUCUCUUCCUUCCUUCAGUUCUUUCUUUCCAGUUAUUAUUUCUCUUUCAUUUUUUCUUUUUCUUCCUAAUUUCAUUAUAUUUCAUCUUGGCACAUACCUCUUUCAUCAUCAUUCUUUUUCUUUCUUAUGUCUAUCGGUUUCAUCUUGGUUCUCACCUAUUUCAUCAUCAUUCUUUUUCUUUCUCAUUUCUUUUGAUUUCCUCUGGUUUCUUACAUAUUUCGUCAUCAUUCUUUUUCUUUCUCAUUUCUUUUGAUUUCCUCUGGUUUCUCAAAUAUUUCGUCAUCAUUCUUUUUCUUUCUCAUUUCUUUUUCUUUCUCAUUUCUUUUGAUUUCCUCUAUAUUUCGUCAUCAUUCUUUUUCUUUCUCAUUGCUUUUGAUUUCCUCUGGUUUCUUACAUAUUUCAUAUUUCGUCAUUAUUCUUUUUCUUUCUCAUUUCUUUUUUCAUUUCCUCUGGUUUCUUACAUAUUUCGUCAUCAUUCUUUUUCUUUCUCAUUUCUUUUGAUUUCCUCUGGUUUCUUACAUAUUUCAUCAUCAUUCUUUUUUUUCUCAUUUCUUUUGAUUUCCUCUGGUUUCUUACAUAUUUCAUCAUCAUUCUUUUUCUUUCUUAUUUCUUUUGAUUUCCUCUGGUUUCUUACAUAUUUCAUAUUUCAUCAUCAUUCUUUUUCUUUCUCAUUGCUUUUGAUUUCCUCUGGUUUCUUACAUAUUUCGUCAUCAUUCUUUUUCUUUCUUAUUUCUUUUGAUUUCCUCUGGUUUCUUAGAUAUUUCAUCAUCAUUCUUUUUUUUCUCAUUUCUUUUGAUUUCCUCUGGUUUCUUACAUAUUUCAUAUUUCGUCAUCAUUCUUUUUUUUCUUUCUCAUUUCUUUUGAUUUCCUCUGGUUUCUCAAAUAUUUCGUCAUCAUUCUUUUUCUUUCUCAUUUCUUUUGAUUUCCUCUGGUUUCUUACAUAUUUCAUAUUUCAUCAUCAUUCUUUUUCUUUCUCAUUGCUUUUGAUUUCCUCUGGUUUCUUACAUAUUUCGUCAUCAUUCUUUUUCUUUCUCAUUUCUUUUGAUUUCCUCUGGUUUCUCAAAUAUUUCGUCAUCAUUCUUUUUCUUUCUCAUUUCUUUUGA